AUGAAAAUUAAAGAAUCGCUUUACUUCAACCGCCUCGAAUAUGAGAGGAAGCUCGAGGCACUGGUUGCAAACCAGGGAAUGAACGACAUUAGAGAGCGAGAGGUUCUCAAGAACCGCCAAAUAUACGGCUACUCUACCAAGAUUGGGAUGGGCGCCAUCCUCUGGCUUCCGACCAUGGGAUUGUCGACUUUCACAUCCCUUGUCGGCUUCCGACAGCUUUGGGUAGCGUGCUCAAAGCUAGAAGUGGUCAAUGGUAUCAUCAAGAAAUACAAAAUCACGCCGUAUCAGUGCAAUCUACGAGAUCGUGUGAUACCUAUCGUUAUCAAUGUGUUAACGGCUGGUAUUGGCUUUGGGACAUCAGCGCUGCUCAGCGAGAUUUCAACCAUGGGAGUUGAGGGAGCAUCAGCCCAAGGGCUAGUCUUCGAUCCGCCAACAAGUCUCGGAGAGAUAGCCGACUCAGCUGCGGCAAAUCCCAGCGCAUUCGCUGAUGGCUUCUUCCACGGCGCCGAAGCUCAGGUUGAUGCGGCUUCCGCUGCGCUCGGCCCUGGCAAUGCUGCUGCAAAUGUGACCCAGGCAACCAUGGAAAACGCGGUUCCUCUCUCAGUGGGCGGCGAGUUCAUGGAUGGUGGUAACGUCGGGUACGCAUCAGCGGCAGUCGUGGAGCGGUUCUUAGUGCAGCAUGCUGUGGCCAGUUCACUUGAGCAUAUGGCUGACCAAAGUGCGCGUAAUGAGCUCUACAGAAGAAUCACCCAAGAUCAACAGGUUGCCGAAAUGCGCCCUAGCGAGGAAAUGUAUAAGUGGCAUCAAGAGCUAGAUGAGGUCCAGACUGCCAUCCAAGUGCAAUAUGUCGAGUUGGUCACAGCACAUUCAGAGCUACUGAACAGAGGCAGUACAGAGCGAAACCUUGAAUUUUCGUCAAUGAAGAUGCGGGAUCAGGUAGUGUCACUCGAUUCAAGGGCAAGAGAUGACUGUUUGAACGCUGAAGACUGCCAGAAAGCUCGGUUUGUUAACGCAUGGGUUUGUUGUCUAAAGAGGUGGGAGGAGAUACUUAAAAAACAGGCUAUUAAGCAGGCUGAGUGGCAGAUAAUUAUUAAUAAGUGGCAACACUGCUAA
Messenger RNA from Fusarium redolens, 1113 nucleotides. RefSeq lists its product as uncharacterized. The transcript has a single exon. Bases 1 to 1113 code for a protein of 370 amino acids. NCBI's taxonomy places the organism in Eukaryota, Fungi, Ascomycota, Sordariomycetes, Hypocreales, Nectriaceae. The record is from RefSeq and is a predicted model, not a curated record.